AUGGGAAUGAAUGGGGAAAGGGAGACCUAAGGCGGCGAUGGUUGUUGGACUAGGUUCAGCUUGCCGGUUACUUACCGGUGCACCGACUUGCCAUCGGUUAGCCACCGCAAACCGCCGGUUAGCAAUUAAUUUCAAACUGGACACCGAGACCAUUUUAGCGAUUUCGGUAUUGGGUCGGUUUUUUUGGUUACUCGACUAACCUAACAAAGAAGUUGAAAGGAAAGAAAGGACAUGCUUGGCAGAGAAGAAAACGUUAAACAGGGAUGACAAAUGGAACGCAGCACUUCAGCCCAAAACGGUG
This is a messenger RNA of Linum tenue, 301 nucleotides long. The record is from the annotation of a GenBank genome assembly. Lineage: Eukaryota; Viridiplantae; Streptophyta; Magnoliopsida; Malpighiales; Linaceae.